AUAAAUGGCGGCCAGCGGAACUAUGCAGCUUGUUUUGGACGAGCCCGGACGCCCCUCGGAUGCUCUUCUCUGGCCGUCGGCCGAAGCGAUAGACCCGGGUUUCCCAUCGGCUCGUCUCGGAGGCUUUGACAACAUUCUGGUACCAGAUGGAGUUCCCGGAUCUGGGAAAGCACUGUGCGGAAGAAACAUGCAAGCAGCUGGAUUUUCUGCCACUGAAAUGUGAUGCAUGUGAACAAGACUUCUGCAAAGAUCACUUUGCGCGAUCUGCUCACAGGUGUCCCCAGGACUUUAGAAAGGAUGUUCGGGUUCCUGUGUGCCCACUCUGCGAUCAGCCCGUCCCACUGCGCAGGGGCCAGGUGGCGGAUGUGGUGGUAGGCGAACACAUGGACCGAGACUGCAAGUCCCUCCGUGGGAGGAAAGACGACAAGAUCUUUAGGCACCGCUGUUCCAGAGAUGGCUGCAGGAAACGGGAGAUGCUGGCACUGUCAUGUCACCAGUGUGCUGCCAACUUCUGUAUUGCACACAGACACCCCCUGGACCACGCCUGCCCGGGCAGCCACCACCCCGUGAGCACGGCUGGGUGUCCGCUCACCAUGACUCCCAGGCCUACUGGGGCUUCGCUCAGACAUUGGCUGGCUAAGAGGCUCAGGUGGAGAGUGACCCGGUGAUGGGGCUGUAUGCACUUGCAGACUCUUCAUGGCAUGGAGCUUGGAAUCAAUCUCUAGAUCUAAGGAUACAGCAG
This is a messenger RNA of Suncus etruscus (white-toothed pygmy shrew), 742 nucleotides long. RefSeq names its product zinc finger AN1-type containing 2A (gene ZFAND2A). The transcript has 7 exons. Gene Ontology annotation, cellular component: cytoplasm; endoplasmic reticulum. Gene Ontology annotation, biological process: proteasome-mediated ubiquitin-dependent protein catabolic process; protein targeting to ER. The record is from RefSeq and is a predicted model, not a curated record. NCBI's taxonomy places the organism in Eukaryota, Metazoa, Chordata, Mammalia, Eulipotyphla, Soricidae. Bases 147 to 668 code for a protein of 173 amino acids. Gene Ontology annotation, molecular function: zinc ion binding.